Molecule: messenger RNA, 789 nt
Organism: Lathyrus oleraceus (garden pea)
Lineage: Eukaryota; Viridiplantae; Streptophyta; Magnoliopsida; Fabales; Fabaceae
Exons: 2
Coding region: 1-789 (262 amino acids)
Source: RefSeq, a predicted model, not a curated record
AUGGGUGUGAAAAGUGUCUUCUUAAAUGGGUACUUUAAUGAAGAAGUCUAUGUUGAACAACCCAAGGGGUUCAUAGAUACUAACUUUCUCGAUCAUGUUUACAAACUAAGGAAAGCUCUCUAUGGAUUGAAGAAAAGAGGAACAAAUAAGACAUUAUUUGUUAAAGAAGAUCAUGGUAAACUCAUGAUAACUCAAAUAUACGUUGAUGACAUUGUGUUUAGAGGGGUUCCGAACCAGAUGGUCCAACAUUUUGUCAGGCAGAUGCAAUCUGAAUUUGAAAUGAGUCUUAUUGGUGAAUUGACUUACUUUCUUGGGCUCCAAGUCAAACAAAUGGAUGACACUAUCUUUAUCUCUCAAAGAAAGUAUGCUAAGAGUAUAGUAAAGAAGUUUGGAAUGGAAAAUACUAGUCAUAAAAGGACACUUGCACCAACCCACUUGAAAUUGACUAAACAUGAAAAAGAUGUAAAUGUGGAUCAAAGUAUGUACAUGAGUAUGAUUGGUAGUUUAAUGUAUCUUACAACUAGUAGACCUGACAUUACAUUUGUUGUAGGAGUAUGUGCAAGGUAUCAGUCUGAACCCAAAAUGAGUCAUAUUACUCAAGUGAAAAGAAUCCUGAAGUACAUCGAUGAAACUAGUGACUAUGGAAUGUUGUAUUCUCAUAAUGCAAAUUCCUUACUUAUAGGAUACUGUGAUGCAGAUUGGGCAGGCAGUGUUGAUGAUAGAAAUAGCACUUAUGGAGGAUGUUUCUUCUUGGGAAAUAAUCUUAUAUAUUGGUUCAUCAAGAAGUAA